Messenger RNA from Monodelphis domestica (gray short-tailed opossum), 1075 nucleotides. The record is from RefSeq and is a predicted model, not a curated record. Lineage: Eukaryota; Metazoa; Chordata; Mammalia; Didelphimorphia; Didelphidae.
GGGCUCUCCCCGCGGCGCCUGGGUCACAAAGGCCGUUGCCAAGCACCCGGCAGAGGAAAGAUGCGGCCCCGGGAACAGCGGCCGCCACUCGGGAGCGUGCGACCCGCGGAGCCCAGCAGGAGGCGGCGGAUCUACCUCCACAGCCACCCGGGGGGCUCCAGCCACUCGAAAUACCACCCUCGGCCUCGGAGGUGACACACAGCUCAGCUGCGGUUCUGCAUCCUUAUUUUCCAGGUGGAGAAGUUGAGGUGUAACAAUGGCAGGAUAUCAGCUCUGGUCACCAUGGACCCCACUGGAUGAGAGUUUCCAGUGGUUACGACAUACAACACCUACUCCUUCUUCCAAGCACCCCUUUAGGGCUUCUCACUGCUUCCCACAUACCCCUUCAGACCUGGAAGUGCAGCUUUGCUUCCAGGAGGUUACCCUCGUCCUAGACAGCCCAUUUCUGGAGACUGGGGUGAGUCCCAAGUUGCCCUGCCACACGUCGGAGCUUCGAACAAUGAACAAUAAGAAAGGUCUUGUCCGGAAGCCUCAGCCUGUCCGCCUCAGUGGAGUGGACUCUGUCUUUGGCAGGAUCAUCACAGCUCAGCCCCCAAAGUGGACCGGGACAUUUAGAGUUUCUGACAAAUCAGCCUUUUGCAAAAUCAUCAGCCGGGAGCAUCAGUGGCCCACUGGACUGAAGGAGCCUCAAAUUCAAAUGACAGUGACUAUGUGUAAGCAGAUGCUGCGGUCUAUUCUAUUACUGUAUGCAACGUACAAGAAGUGCACUUUUGCCUUACAGCACUCCAAGUAAAACCCCUACCUGGUUUGCAGUCACACUCACACCAUGUCCUUUGGUAAGUGUCUGGAGUUUACAGAAACUCAUGUAAAGCAAAUUGCAACAUCAUUGGAGCUGUCUUACCUCUUCUGUCAAGACAAGACAAUGCAGGAGUCCCCCCCACCAAUAAGGGCCGGUGACACAGAGCAAGAGAGAACGUCUUUCACUUGUAAAAUUAAACCACUUUAAAAAUGAGGCAAACUAGCACAUGUACACGCGAUAACGAAGAGCAUUAAACAAACAGUAGAUACCAAAGAA